This is a messenger RNA of Peronospora farinosa, 1377 nucleotides long. Lineage: Eukaryota; Oomycota; Peronosporomycetes; Peronosporales; Peronosporaceae. The record is from the annotation of a GenBank genome assembly.
AUGUCGUUUAACUUCGGCGACGCCAGCGGUAGCAACUCCAGUUUCUCAUUCAGUAACAAUUCCUCAGCUCCUUCUACGUCCACAACUUCCUCCACAGUCCCUUCAAGUGGCUUCAGCUUCGGUGCGACUUCUAAUGCCGCUCCCGCUUCUUCCGCAGGCUUCAGCUUUGGUGCCAAAUCAACAUCUACAGCUCCUUCUGAUGCCUUGAGCAAUGCUGCUGCUACUCCAGCAGCUUUUAGCUUUGGGUCAGCUGCUAAACCUGCUGCUACAUCCAGUACUACGGCUACUACAGGUUCAGGGGCUCCGAAAGAUUCAGGAUUCAGUUUUGGUGCUACGAUUCCAGCUGGAGAAGCCAAGUCGACGACGACAUCGGGUUUUAGCUUCGGUGCAGCUUCUACAGAAGCUAAAAAAUUGACAGCUCCUACGUCAUCGGAAUUUACCUUUGGUGCAAAACCUUCUGUUGCGGCUGAUGCAAAUUCUGGUGCUACGACGACGACAACAGCGGCGCCCAUUUCGACGGGUGGAUUUAGCUUUGGUGUAACAAGUUCAGAUUCUACAAAACCUACUGAGGCAAAGUCUGCACCGGCACCAGCGCCAACAGCGUUUUCGUUUGGUGGAGCGAGUGCGAAAGCACCUUCUACUGAAGCGAGCACGACGACGGCGGCGACGACGACGACGACGCCGUCAUUUGCGUUUGGAACGUCUACGGCGUCUACGACUGAUACGGGAACAAAAACUGCGGUUACGUCUACUGCUGCCACGACAACGGCCAUUACAGCUCCAGUUACGGAGAUGGACAAGCCUCCGGCUGAGUACAUGGGCCGGACGAUUGAGGAUAUCAUAAACGCUUGGAGUGAGCAGCUCGAGCGUAAUGCUGACACCUUUACGACAGAAGCUGUUAAAGUGAGCGAAUGGGAUAGCGACCUCAUGGACAGUCAGAAAAAGUUGGGCGACAUUGCUGGCGACGUGCGGCGUAUCCAAGUGGCGCAGAACGAGCUGGAUACGAACCUCGACACAAUCUUUGCGUACCAGAUGGAGCUGAAGUCGACGCUCGAGCAACUGGAGAAGAGUGUGGACAAGAUGUACGAGUCGCAGAACCAGAUGCCAGUUACUGCUGAUAUUGAGCGUGAGAAGACACUGCAGCUGUCGGUGGACGUCGAUGACCAGCUGAACUCGAUGACAACGACGUUGAAGGAGACGGUUGAGAAAUUGAAUAAGGCCCAGGACGAUGUGGCAGACGAAAACAACCCGAUGGUGCAGAUUAUGAAGGUGCUUAAUGUGCACCACAACUCGCUGCAAUGGAUUGAAGGCACCUCUGGUCGAAUCAACAGUGAAAUUGCGCAGCUGUCACGUAAGCUGCAGAACUCGUCGAUUUAA